Messenger RNA from Parastagonospora nodorum SN15, 1812 nucleotides. RefSeq lists its product as hypothetical. Lineage: Eukaryota; Fungi; Ascomycota; Dothideomycetes; Pleosporales; Phaeosphaeriaceae. The transcript is spliced from 6 exons. Gene Ontology annotation, molecular function: ABC-type transporter activity; ATP hydrolysis activity; ATP binding. The record is from RefSeq and is a predicted model, not a curated record. Gene Ontology annotation, cellular component: membrane. Gene Ontology annotation, biological process: transmembrane transport. Bases 1 to 1812 code for a protein of 603 amino acids.
AUGACCAUGAUAGCACACUUCAGCGCCAUCUCUGUACCUUUAAACGCAGCUUCGAAUGCAUUAAAUGCCGCCUCUAUCUUUUUCAAAAUUAUCGAUGCGCCGAAGCCGGUAACCUCUGGAUUGAUUGGCACCGCAAUAUCGUUGGAUGAGGAUCUCACUCUUACCGAUAUCGAUUUUGCAUACCCAACGCGUCACGAUGUGCGUGUUCUGCAGGGCUUCAAUGUGCGAAUUCCAGCUGGGAAGACCACAGCUAUCGUGGGACCAAGUGGUUCGGGUAAAAUUGCACUCAUCUCGAGAUGGUAUGAGCUUGGUGGAAUUGAUCCUAUCAGUAACUAUCUGCGCAGAGGAGAAGUCAAGAUUGGAGACAUUAGUCUCAGCAGAAUUGAUCUCCAUUGGUGGAGAGCACAACUAGGGUUGGUCCAACAGGACCCCUUCCUCUUCAACGACACCAUCUUCAAGAACGUCGAGUACGGACUUGUUGGUACCGAGCAUGAAUUCGCUACCGAUGAGAUCAAAAGAGCGCUCAUUGAACGCGCCUGCAAGGAUGCUUACGCAGAAGAGUUUAUUCACAAUCUACCCGAGGGCUAUUCGACAUCCGUGGGCGAAGUUGGUCUCCAACUCAGUGGCGGCCAACGUCAGAGAAUUGCGAUUGCAAGGGCUAUCGUGCGUAAUCCAAGUAUUCUCAUCUUUGAUGAGGCCACAAGUGCACUGGACGUCACAAGCGAGCGUAUCGUACAAGCAGCUCUAGCCAAAGCAUCACACGGCCGCACGACGAUCGUUGUCGCACAUCGGCUGUCGACCAUCAAACUGGCAGAUCAGAUCGUAGUUGUUGCAAAAGGUCAGGCAACCCAAGUAGGAACGCAUGAUAGCUUGUUAGAAGAGGUCGGCGGUGCGUAUUGGAAGCUGGUGAACGCCCAAAAGCUUGCGACGACCAGCGGAAAGCCUAGGGAUGACAGUAUCUCGACGAAUGAUGGGGACGACACGAGUAGCGCUAUACAAGAGAAAGAGUGCCUUGACACUCAGAUUGAGCGGCAAUCUUCUGGGCAGCUUAAACAAAACUGGUCCAGCUAUGUCUUGAUUCUUGUUGCUGCCGCAGGCGCUGGCUCAUCAUCUCCCAUACAGGCCUACCUGUUCGCACGACUGAUCUCCGGCUUUUCUUACUGGGGUGAAGCUCUUGUUGCUGCAACAUCACUCUUGUGUCUCAUGCUAGUGGUUGUUGCGAUAGGAGUUGGGCUGAGCUAUCUCGUGCUCGGUUGGGUAUCGAACACUGCAUCUGCUCAUACCGUCUCACAUUAUCGCCGGGAAUAUUUCAGAAACAUCAUUUCCAAGCGAGUGGGGUUCUUCGACGACCCUGAUCACUCAUCCGGCCUACUCACAGCUCGUAUAGCUACUGACCCGACGCAAUUACAACAGCUGCUUGGUCUGAACAUGGCCAUGGUGAUGAUUUCAAUCUUUAACCUUAUUGGAUGUAUUGCGAUUGCUGUCACGUUCCAUUGGAAGUUUGGACUCGUUGUCAUUGCAUCCUCAUUACCAAUCAUCCUUGCUGGUGGUUGGUAUCGUGUGCGGCAUGAAAUUCGUUUCGAAGCGCGCAACAACACGGUAUUCGCUGAAAGUGCGCGAUAUGCCACGGAGGCCAUUGGGGCAAUCCGAACAGUAGCUAGCUUAACGAUUGAGAGCACUGUCUGUCACAAGUACGAGACUAUGCUCAAGGACCAUGUCGCCAAGUCUUGGAAUGAGUCGAGGAUAUCAUGUGCAGCCUUUGCGCUGAGUGAUAGCCUGGUGUUGCUGUGUAUGGCUUUCUCGCUCUGGUGA